AUCCCUACCCCUUCCACCGGUGGUGUGCAGCAGCAGCGCUCGUCGUUGGUUGAGUUUCCAACAUUUUCGAUUUCGCUGUUUGUAGUGCAAUUCGUCUGACAAUGGCAACCAAUGCACUUAGCAGUGGGUACAGACUUACCCGUUUCGUCCUGGAGAGGUCGUCAAGCGUUCAGCGAAAUGCUCUUGCAUUAAUCAACAAGCGAGCCUUCAGCGCAGCAGCGGAAGAGUCUAAAAACGACUCAACCAUUCCACCCACAGGGGAGUCCGAAAUAGAGAAGAAACUGAAGCAAGAAAUCGAAAAACUUAGCUCUGAAUCAAAAGUUUUGUCAGAAAAAGUUGCAGAUCUUGAUGAUAAAUAUAAAAGAUCAUUGGCAGACAGAGAGAACUUGCGGAAUCGUCUAACAAAGCAGAUUCAGGAUGGCAAAUUAUUUGCAAUUCAAGGAUUCUGUAAAGACCUGUUAGAGGUUGCUGACAUCUUAGGGAAAGCUACUGAAAGCGUGCCUAAGGAGGAAGUCAAAGAUAAUAACCCCCAUCUUAAAAAUCUCUAUGAAGGUUUAACUAUGACAGAAGCGCAGCUCCUGAAGGUGUUUACCAGACACGGACUCCUACAAGUCAAUCCAUUAAAUGAAAAGUUUGACCCUAAUUUACAUGAGGCCCUCUUUGAACAGGAGGUUCAAGGGAAACAACCUGGAACUGUAGUUGUGGUUUCCAAGGUUGGUUACAAGCUGCAUGAAAGGUGUAUCCGACCAGCAUUGGUAGGAGUUGCCAAAGGCCAAUAAAUUAUAAUAAAUUUUGUCUUAUCUUUUAGUACAAAGAUGUUUAUGCUCGAUUCCAUUGAAAAAAAAAGAUGUACAUUAUAUACUUAGUUCUUUCAUAAAAUAAACUGUUGAAACUGUUACUAUUCAAGUAACACUCUAUUUUAA
Molecule: messenger RNA, 923 nt
Organism: Thrips palmi
Lineage: Eukaryota; Metazoa; Arthropoda; Insecta; Thysanoptera; Thripidae
Gene: Roe1
Product: grpE protein homolog, mitochondrial
Exons: 6
Coding region: 102-779 (225 amino acids)
Biological process (GO): protein import into mitochondrial matrix; protein folding
Cellular component (GO): PAM complex, Tim23 associated import motor
Molecular function (GO): protein-folding chaperone binding; protein homodimerization activity; adenyl-nucleotide exchange factor activity
Source: RefSeq, a predicted model, not a curated record